Messenger RNA from Folsomia candida, 1387 nucleotides. RefSeq names its product hydroxyacid oxidase 2-like. The transcript is spliced from 8 exons. Lineage: Eukaryota; Metazoa; Arthropoda; Collembola; Entomobryomorpha; Isotomidae. Gene Ontology annotation, molecular function: oxidoreductase activity; FMN binding. Bases 139 to 1233 code for a protein of 364 amino acids. The record is from RefSeq and is a predicted model, not a curated record.
CGACUCUCUCAAGACAUUAUCUUCACCGUCAACUGGUAGUUAGUAUCUGCCCGACUGCUGCAGGUCCAACUACAUUAAGAGGGUAAACGAAUGCAGCUUGGUUUACAAAAAAGGUUAAUUGAUAAAUAAGCGAAAAUAAUGAAGUCCUUAGUGUGUGUUAAAGAUUUUGAAGCUGAGGCUUUCGAUGUAUUAAACAAAAAUGCGAGAAACUAUUUUAAAAGCGGAGCUGAUGAUGAACUCACGGUUCGAAAAAAUGGUGAAGCGUUUUCAAGGUUACUAAUUCGUCCUCGUAUGCUGAGGGAUGUGUCAACCAGAAAACUGAAGAAAAACAUUUUGGGAAAGAGUAUACAAUUUCCUGUGGGAGUGGCACCGACAGCUUUUCAAAGUUUAGUGCACCCUACAGCUGAAAUUGAAAGUGCAAAGGCUGCAGCCUCUACGGGGACGAUAUUUGUCCUGAGCACUUUCUCCAACUGGAGUAUUGAAGAUGUUGGAAAUGCAGCUCCUGGAGGUCGAAAAUGGUUUCAACUAUUUCCAAAUACAGAAAAAAAGAUAACCUUAGAUUUGAUCACACGAGCUGAAAACGCUGGAUUUGAAGCAAUUGUGAUCACACUAGAUGCACAGAACUUUGGAAAAAAGAGAGAUAUCAUGAGAGAGCCAUUUAAACUUCCAGAAAAUCUGAAAAUGGCAAAUUUUGAAAAGUAUCAAACUAGCGAUAAAUCUGCUGAAGACAUUGGAGAAUUUGUGCAUUCAACCCUGGCUCAAGAUAUGACAUGGGACACAAUUUCUUGGAUUCGAAGUAACACAAAUCUGCCCGUCAUCCUGAAGGGAAUUCUAAACCCACAGGAUGCUGCACUUGCAGUACAACACAAUGUUGCUGGCGUUUGGGUGUCAAAUCAUGGCGGUCGACAGAUUGAUACUGCAAUCCCUUCCAUUGACGCUCUUCCUGACGUAGUACAAGCAGUAGGAGGAAAGUGUGAGGUGUAUGUGGAUAGUGGGAUCAGACGAGGUUCCGAUGUCUUUAAAGCUCUGGCAUUGGGGGCGGACAUGGUGUUUGUUGGAAGACCGACAAUUUGGGGAAUCGCUGUGUGCGGUGAAAAUGGUGCGAAACGAGUUUUAGAGAUUCUGCGAGAGGAGCUUGACUUGACUAUGGCUUUAUCUGGGGUUGCUGAUGUUCACGACAUAACUCUUGACCAUGUUCAGAGAAAGAAAAGCAAUGCCAUGUCAAAAUUAUAGCAGCCCUGCCUAACAUUAUAAAAUGAUGCAACUUGCAAUCCAAAUUUAGCAAUCAUAUUUAUUCUUCAUGAUCUACUACAAUAAAAUAAAUGAGAAUAAUAUGCAUGUAUGUGUAUGUAUAAAUAUGUGUAGGUUUUAAAUGUACACCGAUUAA